CGAAGAGCCAGUGUCCUAUUUUCACUUUCGUUUUGUCAGAUUACAGAGCCCAACAAGGACGUUGUUGUUGUGUAUUGUAAUUCAUUUCUGUAAUCCAAAGAGGUUUUCAGUGAUCACAGCCUCAACAUACUGAUUGAACGCUUCAAGAAUACCAUUGACUCUACAGUGUCCACUCACGAUGACCGCUACCUACCCAUGUCCGGGCAUCAGAGUGGUCAGAGGUCCCGACUGGGCGGGGAGAGAUCAAGAUGGCGGCGAAGGUCACGUGGGAACGGUUGUGAAGAUAGAGGAUUCUGAUUGGGCAAAAGGCAAAGUGUCUGUUAUCUGGGACAGUGGUCGAGAGUUCCAGUACCGGGCAGGAUAUGAUGGCAAGUUCGAGCUGCUGGUGUUUGACUCGGGUCCUACAGGUGUUAGACAAAACGGUUAUACGUGCGACGGGUGUGGAGAUGACGACUUCCCAGGAGUAAGAUGGAAGUGCCAGGAAUGCCGAGACUACGACCUGUGUUCUUCAUGCUACAACACAGACCGACAUAACACGGGCCACGCCUUCCUCCGAUGUGUCACCAACAACUCACCACUUCAGCGGGUUUCCUCUCGGUCUAGCACCCGAAGAAUCCAGUCUACAGGUCUGUUCGUGGGGGCAAAAGUCAGGCGUGGACCUCACUGGUUUCAGUUGAAACAUGGAAAUUCAGAUGGGGGCGAAGGAAACACUGGUGAAGUCGUCAAAGUGGGCACGUUGGCCGGAGUUUACACCCGAGGCGCUGUCAAUGUGAGAUGGUUGGCCGAUCAGAGCAAUCUUAAGGGGUAUUGUACCGGUGCCAAGGGCAAGGUUGAGGUCACGGCGGUUAAGGGCUCACCAGGCUGGAAGUACUACAAGGAACAUCUCCCUGUCCUUGAUGUUGUACAGCCAAAUGACGUUCGGUUGAAACUUGGGGACAAAGUGAAAGUGGAGGACGAAAAAAUAUUUAGACGAGUGCAUUUAGAUCACAAACUUUUAAACGAAGAAGCCAUGGCACAGUGUCUGGAGGAGGUGGGGACGGUUGUGGCUCUAGAAACAGGUAGUAAGAUAAAAGCCCAGUACCCAGAUGCAGAGAAACACCGCCUGAUGAAGUCAACGUUGACGAAGCUUCACACGUUUGCUGUUGGGGACACUGUUAGGAUCAUCAGCAACUACAACGCUGCCCUUGAGCUUCAGAAUGGACAUGGCGGUUGGACCGAUAAAAUGGAAGAUUGUCUGGGAAUGACCGGCCAGGUGGUUGAGAUCGACAAGGACGGAGACCUGAGGGUUGACUUUGGGAACGUCAAGUGGUUCCUUAGUCCUGUCUGCUGUGAUCCUCAGGACGGAGAGGCCUUGUCAGGGUCCGAACUCUCUUCUGGGUCUAAUAAAAGCACCAGCUCAGAUUCAUCGGACGUGGACAACAUAGCAGAAGGCGUGGCAAAGGUCCUUUUCGACCUUCUGAAACCAGGUGAGAGUGUUAUGUUUAAACCCACGACGUCAGUCACAGCCAGGGACCUCGUCAUCGCCGUCAGCAACGGCGACACGGAAUCAGUGAAAGACAUUGUCAAGUCUAUUGGUGACAAGGUGAAUGAAGCCGUGGAUGGUCUGACGGCACUGCAGACAGCGUGUUACAAAGGUCACGUUGACAUUGCCAAGCACCUGAUCAGUGCUAAGGCUGAUCUGAACAAGGCCGACAACGACGGCGACACACCUCUACACUAUGCCGUAUCAGGAGAGCAACCCACUCUGGUAAGGAUACUGCUGGAGGCCAAGGCACGGGGCAACACGAAGAACAAGAAGGGACUGACACCAUUACAUCUGGCAGUGGCCAAGAAGGACCCCAGCACCCGGUGUCUGAAGACACUCAUACAGUACAAGUGUGAUCCCAACACUCAGGAUGAGGACGGAGAUACCCCACUUCAUGAUGCCAUUAGAACACAGAACCAGCCUCUUCUUGACGCCUUCCUGGAGUGUGACCAACUCAACCUGAGACUCGCCAACACAGACGGUUGCAACCCGUUCCACGAAGCGUGUACCUCCCUCUCCGGAGCAGCAGAGUUUCCACAAGCACUGAUAAAGAAAGAACCGAAGAUUGUCAACGUCCCCAUGAACAAUUCCCUCACCCCCAUACACAUCGCAGCAUUCAGGAGUUUUGUGGCUCUGGCAGGCGUCCUGGUGAAGGCUGGGUGUAACGUUAAUGCACGAGACGACAACGGCAAGACACCUCUUCAUCUGGCAGUGCAUGGGUGUAACCUGCAGAUGGUCCAACUGCUACUUGAGUCCGGGGCGGAGAUCAAUGUACAAGACCAGGAUGGUAAUUCUCCUCUGCACGCCGCCCACAUGGACAGCACGCUGCCUGGAACUGAGGCAAAUAAGGAUGAGGACAUUGCACUGGAGAUCCGCUGCCAUCUCGCAGAACGAGGAGGGGACAUCAAAUUGAAAAACAAAGACGGGAAGACACCUCUUGAGUUUGUGAAGAACAAGGAAGUGCGAGUAAUGUUAGAGAGAAUUGCAAAACGAUCUUCGACAUCGUCAAUGAGCCAAUCAAAGCGCCUACCAGCACAUUGGGAAACCAUGGGACAGGAUGGGUUCAGGAAGGUGGAGCUAAGUGAGUCCAACCCGCUGACGGCCUUUGAAUACAGACAUGUUGAGUCAAAGGUGGAAGAGACGCUGUCAAAUAAGAACAUCGUGUCCAUCUACCGUGUCCAGAAUGUGGCACUGUGGGAACAGUAUAGGGUUGCCAAGGGCAACAUGGAACGUGAAUACGGUCGGGGUCUUGCCAACGAAAUGCAACUCUUUCACGGGACCACACCAGACUCGGCCGAUCUCAUCCCGCACCAAAACAUCGACUUCCGGUUAGCCGGAAGUAGAGUGGGCGCCCUCUAUGGCCAAGGAGCGUACUUUGCUGUGGAUGCCAAGUACUCGGAUGGCUAUGCUAAAGAAGACGCCCGGCGUCACAGGUUCAUGUUUUUGGCUAAAGUUUUGGUGGGGAAGUCGAGGCAAGGGAACCGAGAGUUAAAACGUCCCCCAGUGUUGGAUGCCAGCAACAAAACUAAACUCGCUGACUCAGCAUGUGAUAAGGAAACAAGUCCGAGAAUCUACGUGAUUUUCAGCGAGAAUCAGAUAUACCCUGAGUAUCUGAUUGAAUAUUGUUGAUUGUCCUAAUCUGACCUGUGUACUGGCUUCAGACGCGUGUAUAUCAUGCUAUAACGUCCUUGUAUACCUAGUAUCACCACUUUUUAUAUUGAUUCAGCUGAUGUAUUGCAAUAAUGAUAUGAACAUAGAAACGCCUUUUCGCUUUCAUUUAUCUGCAGAUGAGACCUUUACAGAGAGCAAUAUCCAUCUAUAAGAAAUAUAUCAUUUCGAUUGAAGAAAUAUUUUGUAUAAUGUGUACCAAUGUCAUAUUUCGUUAUUUACUUACUUAGGUGUGAUACUUUUAUUCAGGACUUGCAAUCAUCUUAAAAUCUUUGUUCUUGUUCUGAUUAGAGAAUUCGAUGUUUCCAAAUUAUUUUGCAUCUGUAACCUCUGAAGAUCUAAAAAAAUUUAUUUAUUACUUAAAAAACAUUAUUUUUUAGCUUUGUUGCCAAUAUGUGUCGACCAGCUUCCGAGUUCAAUUCUUACGUCGAACAAGAACGAUGUGGUAAUCAACUUGUACCUGAAUGAGUCGAUAUCAGUAUUUAACCGCUUUUGUUAUGUGUAGAGACAUAACGGAUUCUCCUGGAGCCAUAUCUAUCGGGGUGUUGGAAAUCAUAAUGCUAUAACUGUUGUUGGAUGGUUCCAGAUGUGAAGGCAGUGCAAUAAAUAUAGAAAACUCA
This is a messenger RNA of Haliotis rubra (blacklip abalone), 3813 nucleotides long. Its product is annotated as E3 ubiquitin-protein ligase mind-bomb-like. Gene Ontology annotation, cellular component: cytoplasm. The transcript is spliced from 19 exons. Gene Ontology annotation, molecular function: protein binding; ubiquitin-protein transferase activity; NAD+ poly-ADP-ribosyltransferase activity. Gene Ontology annotation, biological process: protein ubiquitination. The record is from RefSeq and is a predicted model, not a curated record. The coding region runs from base 179 to 3154 and encodes 991 amino acids. Lineage: Eukaryota; Metazoa; Mollusca; Gastropoda; Lepetellida; Haliotidae.